ACUCUUUAAUUAAUUCUGAAAUUUAUGAUUUUCUGGUACUGCCACAGUAGAGUCACCCACGACGAUGGCUAUAAUGGUAGCGACUUAAACGUUCUAUUUCCUUCGUUUCUACCAAGCUAACGGCAGCCAUGAGCAUGCUCAGGCUCCAGAAGCGCUUGGCGUCCAGCGUCUUGCGCUGCGGCAAGAAGAAGGUAUGGCUGGACCCCAAUGAAACCAAUGAGAUUGCCAACGCAAACUCUCGCCAGCAGAUCCGCAAACUGGUGAAGGAUGGUUUGAUCAUCAGGAAACCUGUGACCGUUCAUUCCCGCGCACGUUGCCGCAAGAACACCCUGGCACGCCGCAAGGGACGUCACAUGGGUUAUGGUAAGAGAAAGGGUACCGCCAAUGCUCGUAUGCCAGAGAAGUUGUCAUGGAUGCGGCGCAUGAGAAUCCUUCGCCGCCUUCUUCGUCGCUACAGGGAAUCCAAGAAAAUUGACAGGCACAUGUAUCACAGUCUCUACCUGAAGGCCAAAGGUAAUGUCUUCAAAAACAAGCGCAUCCUGAUGGAGCACAUCCAUAAACUGAAGGCAGACAAGGCUCGCAAGAAGCUUCUCGCUGACCAGGCUGAGGCUCGUCGCUCAAAGACGAAGGAGGCCCGCAAACGCAGAGAAGAGCGUCUCCUGGCCAAGAAGGAAGAAAUCAUCAAGAACUUGUCAAAGGAGGAAGAAACUGCGAAGAAAUAAACUUCCAAAAUAUGUUAAAUCUUGUCAGAAUCAAAGUUUUGUUGGUAAUAAAUUUGGAUAGACUAAACUCA
Acanthochromis polyacanthus (spiny chromis) is the source of this 793-nucleotide messenger RNA. Its product is annotated as 60S ribosomal protein L19-like. Gene Ontology annotation, biological process: translation. Gene Ontology annotation, cellular component: ribosome; cytosolic large ribosomal subunit. The transcript has 6 exons. The record is from RefSeq and is a predicted model, not a curated record. The coding region runs from base 129 to 722 and encodes 197 amino acids. Gene Ontology annotation, molecular function: RNA binding; structural constituent of ribosome. Lineage: Eukaryota; Metazoa; Chordata; Actinopteri; Pomacentridae.